This is a messenger RNA of Xyrauchen texanus (razorback sucker), 1618 nucleotides long. RefSeq names its product nuclear factor 7, brain-like. Gene Ontology annotation, molecular function: zinc ion binding; protein binding. Bases 173 to 1612 code for a protein of 479 amino acids. The transcript has 6 exons. The record is from RefSeq and is a predicted model, not a curated record. NCBI's taxonomy places the organism in Eukaryota, Metazoa, Chordata, Actinopteri, Cypriniformes, Catostomidae.
AUCAACAAUCGGUUUAGUACAAAGGGAAAGACUUUCUAAAAGGAUUCUAGUGAAGUUUGUUUCAGAGUCGACAGCAGAUCUUUGGUGAUUCUGAUGAUUAUUCAUUAUUGAAAGCAACAUUCAGAAAGUCAAAGUAAAGUUCAGAUCGUUGGAGCUUUUAUAAGCAGUGAAAAUGGAUUCACUCUCUGUGGAAGAACUUUCUUGUCCCGUGUGCUGUGAAAUCUACAAGAAUCCUGUUGUUCUGUCGUGUAGUCACAGUGUGUGUAAAGAGUGUCUUCAACAGUUCUGGAAAACCAAGAGAACUCAGGAGUGUCCCGUCUGCAGGAGAUCUUCAAAAGAAGAACCUCCUCGUAAUCUGGCAUUGAAGAACUUAUGUGAGAUGUUUGUGAAGGAGGGAAAUGAGAAGGAGAUCUGCAGUUUACACAGAGAGAAACUCAAACUCAUCUGUCUGGACGAUAAACAGCCGGUGUGUUUAGUGUGCAGAGAUUCAGAGAAACACGUCAAUCAUAAAUUCAGACCCAUCAAUGAAGUUCUUCCAUCUUACAAGGAGGAACUCAAUACAGCACUGAAGUCUUUACAAGAGAAACUCAAACGCACAGAAAACAUGAAAGGAGAGUGUGAUAAAUCAGUUGGACACAUCAAGACUCAAGCUGAGCACACAGAGCGUCAGAUUAAAGAGCAGUUUAAGAAGCUUCAUGAGUUUCUCCGACAUGAAGAAGAAGCUACAAUCACUGAACUGAGAGAGGAAGAGGAGCAGAAGAGUCAGAUGAUGAAGAAGAAGCUUGAGGAGAUGAACACACACAUCUCAACUCUUUCACACACAAUCAAAGACAUGGAGGAAAUGAUGAAAGCCAAUGACGAUGUCUCAUUUCUAAAGAACUUUAAUGUGACAAUGGAAAGAGUCCAGAUCUCACAGCCGGAUCCACAGAUGACUUCUGGAGCUUUCAUUCAUGUGCCACAUUACUUGGGCAACCUGACAUUCAGAGUCUGGAAGAAGAUGCAAGACACUGUCCACAAGACUCCUGUGAUUCUGAAUCCAAACACUGCAAAUCCAAAUAUGAUCCUGUCUUAUGAUCUGACCAGAGUGAGAUACAGCGAGAACAGACAAAUAUUACCUGAUAAUCCAGAGAGAUUUGACUAUUAUCUGUGUGUUCUGGGUUCAGAGGGGUUUAACUCAGGAACACACUGCUGGGAUGUGGAGGUUAAACACAAUAAUAACUGGAUUAUUGGAGUAACUACAGCAUCAAACCAGAGGAAGGGAUGUGACUUCUUUAACACUGAUGUCUGGGGUGUGGAUUAUUAUGAGGAGGAUGAUGAAGAUGAUGAGGCUGAUAAAGCUGAUGAGGAUGAUGAGGAUGAUAAAGAUGGUGAUGAUGAAGAUGUGGAGGAUGGUGUGUUUACUGUCUCACAGAAACUUGAGCGUGUGAGAGUUCAUCUGGAUUAUGACGGAGGAAAAGUGUCAUUCUCUGAUCCUGUAACUAACACACAUCUACACACAUUCACACACACAUUUACACACACACUCUUGCCAUUCUUCUGGAGUUAUGAUGUCACUUCCCCUCUGAGGAUUUUACCAGUUAAAUUCACAGUAAUAUCUGAUCCUGCUCACUGAACAUCU